AUGAAACAUUUAGUGGUUCAUGUUCCACCAUCAGCCAGUAAAGACGAACUUGAAGUAGACCUAUUAACUGCUAAAGUCGAUAUUCUUUCACGGAUGUUUCAUAUAAUUCGAGAUGUACAGCAAGAUAAAAGUAAAACAUUUGUUAUGUCUCAACUAGGUUCAAAAAGUGGUCUUCUGUUAUCCGAUUGGGCAAUGAAAGUGUUACCACAAAUGUAUCGAGAGAAAAUGGAUAAUUGGUUUGAAAAGAAAGGAAUUUCUCUCCAUGUUGAUUUCUGCGUAUUUGAACAUGUAAUUGAACAAAUUAAACAAAAUUUACCUGAUUUAACCGCGUUAUACACACGUAGCGGCAACGUUGAUUGUUAUGCUGGUACAGCAACUAUUAUAUCUCGUCAAGUUAUAUGUGCUAGUGCCGACAUUUGUUUGAAGAGAACUGAUUUUAGUGAAACACAGCGAGGCAAGAAUCAAGCCGAUCACGAUAUUGCCGUGGCAAAAUUCUGUCUGACAGUUUAUACAAAUCGUGGUGAUAAUUUGAUAAAUACAAAAUCCAUCAAAGAAGCAUUUGAUGAAUCUGUUGGCAAUUUAUCUGGUUGUAAAACAUCAGUUAAUGCUAUUGAUGAGUUCAAAUGUGUUUUACCAAAAAUGAAAAUAGAAGGUAUAACAAGAGACCAUUCAGUUGCAUUUAAUCGUGAAACUACUGGCAAAAAAGUUACGGUUAAAGAUGCAUUUCAAGAAAUGCGUCGUGUACAAAAGUCGGAUAAUACGAAACUCUUUACAACUAAUCAAUACUUGACUAAAAAUCAAAUUCGUAGCAUUUUGGGUCAUUUAUCAAAAAAAGGAUCAAUUGAUAGACGAAGUCAAUUAAUGCACAACAAUGAAAAGGACCAAAAACAAGACUCCUAUGAAGAACCAACAAGCAGCGAUGAAGACGGUGGUGAAAAUUAUUUUAAAAAACAACAAGAUGAAGAAUUAGAAGAUCUUGAACCUGAUGAAAUCGAUCAUGCGUUAAACUGCUAUAGUGAUAAUGAAUAUAACACAAAGAAAAUGAAUCAAAGUUAA
Molecule: messenger RNA, 1056 nt
Organism: Rotaria sp. Silwood2
Lineage: Eukaryota; Metazoa; Rotifera; Eurotatoria; Philodinida; Philodinidae
Source: the annotation of a GenBank genome assembly